Messenger RNA from Columba livia (rock pigeon), 1277 nucleotides. RefSeq lists its product as uncharacterized. The record is from RefSeq and is a predicted model, not a curated record. Gene Ontology annotation, cellular component: cytoplasm. The transcript is spliced from 4 exons. The coding region runs from base 331 to 981 and encodes 216 amino acids. Lineage: Eukaryota; Metazoa; Chordata; Aves; Columbiformes; Columbidae.
AAAAGUAAGUGCUUUGUGAACUGCAGGACCCAACAGUCCCUCUGGCUGCUCCCUGUUCACCCCAUGCUGAUAUAUAACCAGAAAGACAAGGCAGGGUUGGUCUCAGCUCUGCUUUCACACCCUCAUGCCUUCAUCUGCUGACAGUUGGCCUGGCCACAUCCAGUGCCAAUUGCUGCUCUGCCCGUAGCAGAUUAUUUGCCCCUGAGUCUCUCCCAGACACAGAAAAUCAGCACAGGAGUUGCCUCUUGGCACUGAGAGUUCAUAUCAGUCCCCCGUGUGUGAAACAGAUGGCAGGAAACACGGCCCAAACUCGUUGUCUCCUUGCAGACCAUGGAAGCCAUGGACAACAUGCUGCAGGCAUUGGUGCUCGGCUCUUCAGCCUCCAGAGUCAGCGAGCUGCUCCAGAAUAUCUUCCAGAUGCUCUUGACCUUCACCACCUCUGAGAGAGAAUGUGUGCAGGAGAGGGCUGUGGGGAGGAUUGAGAAGAUGAGCUCUGCGCUAUUCAGACAUCCCACACUGGCGUCCUGUGCGAGAUACCUCAGAACUUCUGAAAGGACAGACAUCGUCCUUGUGUUCAUCGAGGCGAUGAGAGACUCCAGCAUCUUUGACAAGAAGCGGGCAACAGACUUGCUGGACAUGGUCAUGGAAUUCCCUGACUUCUGGCUGGCGGAUCUGCCAAAGAUCAUGAGAUGCAUCCACAAAAACCUGGACGGCAUCAACACAGCACCAGCUCGGCAGAGCGUGGCGUCCCUGCUUCUGCUCAUGGCUGACAGGAGACCUGGGAAGGUGCUCACAACGCUGCUGAGGAUCGCUCCACCAGGAGACAGGUACUGGCCCCAAAAGCCACGAGGGCUUGUUCCCUGUGGGGAGAGGGGCACAGAGCCAAGGAAUCCUGCAGGACACCCCCGAGGAGCAGGACCCUCCAUCCCACCAUGCUUUCCAGCGCUGGGGGUCAGCCAGGCCCGCAGCAGCCACAGCUGAGCAAGCCAGCCCAGAGCCCCCCACUGCGCUCCUGCCAGCCCCACGGGAGCAGCAGCUCAGCCUCUGCUGCUGCCCAGGGCAUCCCAAGCGUCCUGCAGCGCGGAGCCGGACACGCUGCUGUGGCCCAGGCUGCCCUGCUGACAGAGCGCUCUCUCGCAGGACUGCCCUGGACAUGUGGGACAUGGUGAUCUCCACACCCCGGCCUCUGAAGAAGAUCUUAAAAAACUUGCGCAAAAGACUCCUGGUCAUAGACUCCAUGUUUCCCAAAGGCAUCAUCAAUGGGUCAGAAAGACCUG